This is a messenger RNA of Culicoides brevitarsis, 1122 nucleotides long. Its product is annotated as pancreatic lipase-related protein 2-like. Gene Ontology annotation, molecular function: lipase activity. Gene Ontology annotation, biological process: lipid catabolic process. The record is from RefSeq and is a predicted model, not a curated record. NCBI's taxonomy places the organism in Eukaryota, Metazoa, Arthropoda, Insecta, Diptera, Ceratopogonidae. Bases 1 to 1122 code for a protein of 373 amino acids. The transcript is spliced from 3 exons.
AUGGGAAAACUUUUACUACUAUUGAUGGUUUUAAUUAGCAGCUUAAUUGUUGUUAACGCGGAAAACGAUGAACGAGACAAAGAUUACAGUUUUGGAGACAUUUUUACCGUCGUGAAAACAAUUAUUAAAAAAUUUAAAGAUUUUGUGUUUGAUGGAUUGCAAGUAGCUGAUCCUAUUGAUACUGAUACCACUUUUUGGUGCUUGAAUAGGGAGUCUCCAGAUGAUGAGAUGCAACAAGUAGCUAUGCAUGAUCCUAAAUUAGAGAAAAAAAUCAAUUUGACGAAACCAAUAGCUUUUAUAAUUCAUGGAUGGAUUGAUCAUGUCAACAGAGCUUGGGUUACGGAUUUAAUGAAAGAUUACAUCAAGUACAUUGACAUGAACGUCUGUGGCGUUGAUUGGUCUGAUCUAGCAACUAACGAAUAUGUUCUAAUAAAGAAAAAAUACGCUCCAAGAGUUGCAAAAAACCUCGCAAACUUUAUAAAAUUCUUGUACAAAGACCAUCAAGUCAGUUACGAUGACAUUUCUUUAGUAGGUCACGGUUUAGGAGCGCAUAUAGCAGGCUUUGCUGGAUCUCGUCUAAAGGGUAAAAUUGGUAAAAUUUUCGCUUUAGAUCCUGCUGGUUUGUUAUACACCCAUCCGGGAUUACUAACUUUGGGAACGACAAAAGAUGAUCGCUUAGAUCCAAGUGAUGCGAAAUACGUUCAAGCUAUUUACACAUCAAGGCUGAAGAAGAAGGAAUGGUUGUCAAUGGGAGCUAUUAAUGACAUUGGCCAUGCCAAUUUCAAACCGAAUGGAGGAACAUCUCCUCAACCAGCUUGCAAAGGAAAAUAUUUGUCAAGCUCAGCAGCUUUGGAAAAGUUUUCUUGUAGUCAUUUAAUAGCAGUUGAUUAUUUCCGAUAUGCACUUGAUCCGGAAAACUUUUUCGAUUUCUAUGAAUGUACUUCAAAGAAAUGUGACAAUCCAGUAAGGUUAGGAGUUUAUGCUGAUACUUCUAAACAUGGCAACUUCACGGGAGUUACAAUUCCUGAAGCUCCAUUUACAACAAUUAAUUUGGUUAAGGAGGAUCCAAAAAUUCAUCUUAAUAAAAAAUCGAAGAAAAACGAGAAAAAUGACCGCGAUUAA